Megalobrama amblycephala (Wuchang bream) is the source of this 497-nucleotide messenger RNA. RefSeq names its product alpha carbonic anhydrase 8-like. Bases 75 to 464 code for a protein of 129 amino acids. The record is from RefSeq and is a predicted model, not a curated record. Lineage: Eukaryota; Metazoa; Chordata; Actinopteri; Cypriniformes; Xenocyprididae. The transcript is spliced from 3 exons.
GUUUUGUGUGCCUCGUUUUCACUCCUGACUCACAUUUUCUAGCAGAGUUCAUUGUGAGCUCGCAGAUCGCGAGGAUGACAGCUCGAGUGUACUGCUUGAGUGCUGUUUUGUUGUGUUUGUCUGCAUGUCUGAGCACAACAGACGCUGGAGUAGCAGCAAAUCCAGAAGAGUGUCCAUGCAAAACCUCUGGAGUGGAAAAGAGUGUAAAGCCUGCCGCUGAGCCGCCCAAGCCUCCUGUGAAGCCUGCCGCCGAGCCGCCCAAGCCUCCUGUGAAGCCUGCCGCCGAGCCACCCCAGCCUCCAGUGUGUGGCGGAAGCUGUCCUCAACCUCCCCAUCAAGGUGAUGGCCACGGCGGACAAGGAGUAGGUCUAGGAGGUUUCCUAGGACACCUCCUAGGAAAAGUCCUUGGACGUGGACACGGUCAUGGGCAUGAUGGUGACGGACACGUCGGAUGUCGGUCAUAGUGUAUUAUCAACAAAUAAAUCCUGUUUAGUGAA